Molecule: messenger RNA, 2619 nt
Organism: Emericellopsis atlantica
Lineage: Eukaryota; Fungi; Ascomycota; Sordariomycetes; Hypocreales; Bionectriaceae
Exons: 14
Coding region: 1-2619 (872 amino acids)
Source: RefSeq, a predicted model, not a curated record
AUGACCGGCCUUGCUGAAGCCCUUGACGCGGCUGGGCCGCGAUCCCAACGAGCCAACUCAUUGACGCCUUCCCUUGCAGGCGAAGCUGUGGAUCCCGAGUCGGCGCGGACUCGGCGGCGUUCGCGUCGAGCCAGCUCGCAACCUGUCCGAGUGCGCCAUGAAGUCAGCGAUGAGGAGCUUCCCGGUGAAGUACAUUCAGCCGAAUUUCGACAUGCGUUUCAGAGCUCGAAGCACCUCAUGGCUGAUUUGGAAAACAUUCUGAGAAGCUCAGCUCUCCAAGCCGAAGAAAGCUCCACCAUCCACGCAUUGUAUGCGGAGGCUGUCAAACUAGCUGAAUUCCAAUACCCAUCGACCCGGAUCGUGGGGUUCGUUGGCGAUUCUGGCGUAGGGAAAAGCAGCCUCCUCAACUCGCUUCUAGACACCCGGGCACUUGCAAGAACAAGCAACAGCGGUGAAGCAUGCACCUGCGUUGCCACCGAGUAUCAUUAUCACCCCGAGGGGACCUUUCGUAUCAAGACGAAUCUUUUCACGGUCGAGGAGCUCAGAGACCAGCUGAGAUCCAUGCUACGGUGCUACCGCUGCUUUCACCUCCAUGGCCAUGCUAUGAAAGGUGAAGAAAAACGCGACCUCGAGUUGGGUGCUAAACUCGCCAUCGAUACGUUUAGGGCCAUGUUUCAUGGCCGACUACGCAAUGAAGACUUUCUCGUCACGUUUACCGAAGACACCGGCCUUGAAGUCUUGUCAAGUUGGGCGGAAGAAUUCAGACCUUCCGAGAGGCUUAUGCAGCACUCUGAGCUAUCCCUUCAGGACUGCUCAAACAUGCUCGCGCGGUUGUCUUCGCAGGUUGGGGCAACUGCCCAGCCGGCGGCCUGGCCAUAUAUCAAAAACAUCAAUGUCUUCUCCAACGCCACUAUCUUAAGCACAGGGCUCAUUCUAGUCGAUCUGCCAGGGCUCCGGGACUUGAAUGCCGCUCGCCGCACCAUCACCGAACGCUACCUAGUCCAAUGUGACGAGAUAUUUGCUGUUUGCAACAUUGGUCGGGCGUCCACCGACGAGGGGGUCAGCAAUGUAUUUGAGCUGGCUCGACAAGCGCGACUCUCUAAUGUCGGCGUUGUAUGCACACGCUCCGAGGAAAUUCAAGCCGAGGAGUCCAUAGUAGGUUUGACAGGCGACCGGGCGGACAGAAUCCGACAAAUGAUGGCCGCCAUUGCCACCGAUAAGAGAGACGCACGCCGUGUGCAGGACGAGUUGGAUGGCUUUGGGAAUGAAGAUCUCUCCGAUCUCUCCGAUCUUUCCGAAGACGAACGGGAGGAUUUGAUUGAGCUGACGAGGAGAAUGGAUCGCAUCAGCCUGCAAGCCUACCUCGUUUCAACCCGCAACGAGUCCGUGUCGCAACAGCUGCGAGGCAUGUACAGCGGAAGCACACCGGACCAGCAAACCAGUGUCUUCUGUGUCAGCAACAAAGAAUAUUGGGAUAAUAGAGACAAGGAGCGAAACACCUUCCAACCACAUCUUCAACUCAGUGGGAUUCUUGACGCUCGCAGACACUGCAUGUCGGUCGUUGCGAGUAGCCAGCGCCGUGCGACUAUGCACUACACGAACGAUCAGAUCCCAGCAUUCCUAGCCCAGAUUGAUCAUUGGGUUCAGUCGGGUGCGCGAUCUGCCAGCCAAGAACGUCAAGAGAUGAUCCUCCGUACAUUGGACGAUGUUGAAGCACAGAUGAGCAAUGCCAUGAGCUCGAGGACCAGCUCCAUCAACCGUUUCUCGACUGAUUCAAUGCGACUCUUCACUAGUCAUGUCUAUCAAGGGAGAGACAUAACCUCUUGGAGCCGCUGUGCUGCUCAUGCCAGUCAGGUGUGGGACGGGUGGAGUCACCCAACAUACUCAGCAUUUUGCCGCAACUACGGAAACUAUUGCACGUCUAAAGUUGGCUCACAUAACUGGAAUGAAGAAGCCAUUCAUGCCAUGGUUUGUGAUCUCGAAACUCCGUGGCGAGAGUUUCGCUCCGCACUCAGCCAGGUGGAGAGGGAUGUUCUUGACGCUGUAGAUGCACUGACCAGCAAUCUCAUUGAGCGUUUCGAGACUGAUUUUUCGAACAACUUGGACACCCCGACGACGCUGAUACAGACUCUAUCAACACAACAGCGGCUACUCACAGAUGCCAUCGACCAGGCUCAUGAGAAACUUGAAGAGGACAUGACUCGUUUUCACGCCGUGGCUCUUUCAGGAAUGAGAAGCUCUUUGAUCGGGCAGUGGAUGGAACAACCGUACCAAAGAAGCAUCCUCGACCGUGGCACAGGGAGCGAUGGCCGGCGGAAGGAUAUCAUACGGGGCGCCCUGAGCGACCGACUUCUAUUCGAGACAUUGAUGCGCGAGUUCAAAGCUGGAUGUAAAGCUCUUGUGGAAGCGGCUCAAGAGAAAAUAUCCAAUGCGAAGGCUGCCUAUCUUGAUAUAGCACGGCGAAAUUUUGGGCUUGUGCGCGACGGAAAUGCGAUGCGAGAGAGUGAGCUGGAUCCACAACUUCGGAGCCGUCUACAAGAGGCUGUGAGACAUGGCCGGAACACACUUGCCCAGGCUCAAGCUGUGUUCUCCCGUACGGAACUCCAAUCGCUAUCCUAG